AUGAAUACAAACUUCCCACCACCAGGCAUUAAAGAUUGGAAAACGAGACUGAGCUACUUCCUGCAGAACUCUUCCAGUUCUACUAAAAUGAAAUCCAAGAAAGCAGGGAAACACCGCAACUACUUCAGACCUUCCCCUGAAGAAGCCCAGCUGUGGUCAGAAGCUUUUGAUGAACUUCUUGCUAAUAAAUAUGGUCUUGCUGCUUUCAGAGCUUUUCUGAAGUCUGAGUUCUGUGAAGAGAACAUCGAGUUCUGGCUGGCCUGCGAGGACUUCAAGAAAACCAAGUCACCCCAGAAGCUGACAUCGAAAGCAAAAAAAAUCUACAAUGACUUCAUUGAAAAGGAGGCUCCCAAAGAGAUAAACAUAGACUUCCAAACCAAGAACAUGAUUGCGCAGAAUAUUCAAGAAGCCACACAUACCUGCUUCAGUGCAGCACAGAAGAGAGUUUACAGCUUGAUGGAGAAUAACUCAUACCCACGGUUUUUGGAGUCUGCCUUCUAUCAGGAGCUGUGCAAGACCACACCCAUCACCAGAGCAGCCCAGGGGACAUGAGCAAUGGAGAAGAGCGAGGAGAAGCCUUUCUGCUAGUAAGGAAGCAAGCCACAGCUCAUGGCAGCAUCCUGACCUGAAAGACUGAGAUACCGAGUGCUCAGUCUCUUUGCUGCAGUGCAAGGACAAACACUGACUUUGGUGCAAAGCUGAUGGCAGAGUGACACUGCUGGAGGGCAGUCAGAGGUGUGAUGGCAGAAGCAUGCCAGCCAGCUGCUGGCGAUGUGCUUCUCUGCGAGUGCUGCAGUGAAAGGUGACUCCAUGCAUUAGACCAAACCGUACAGGGUACAGGUCCUUCUGUCACAACUGAGGUGGUGGUGCAGCAGGUCAGAACAGAGCUUCCUUCCUGCAAACAGAAGCUGCUCUGUGCAGUUGCACAGUGCUGGGAACUUGAGUAAUUAGUUGUGUAUUUAUUUUUCUUAAACAUCAACCAGUCUUGCCAUCAUCAGUUGCUUGAUGUGUUCACACUGGUUCUGUAAACUGCCUCUAGCUGCAAAGAGAUGCAUUGGGUUUCUGUGUGACUUCCAGAUAGUAACAGCACUGUGCAGUGAAGCAAGGAGGGGAUACAGCUCUCUUCCCAGAGGAAUGGGUUCCACAACUGAAGUAUGUGGGCCUGGGUUGUGUCAGCAGGGCUGCAUGAGGCCAGACCAAGGGCAAAACUUGGCCAAGGUGAACAGGAGCUGUAUAGUAUUAUAUUUAUAUGCAGAUUAUGAUUGUGUUGAAUGCUGCAAUGCUGUCAGAAUUCUGU
Messenger RNA from Egretta garzetta (little egret), 1297 nucleotides. RefSeq names its product regulator of G-protein signaling 2-like. The coding region runs from base 1 to 552 and encodes 183 amino acids. The record is from RefSeq and is a predicted model, not a curated record. NCBI's taxonomy places the organism in Eukaryota, Metazoa, Chordata, Aves, Pelecaniformes, Ardeidae. The transcript has 5 exons.